This is a messenger RNA of Trichophyton benhamiae CBS 112371, 7233 nucleotides long. RefSeq lists its product as uncharacterized. The transcript is spliced from 7 exons. The record is from RefSeq and is a predicted model, not a curated record. NCBI's taxonomy places the organism in Eukaryota, Fungi, Ascomycota, Eurotiomycetes, Onygenales, Arthrodermataceae. Gene Ontology annotation, molecular function: protein binding. The coding region runs from base 1 to 7233 and encodes 2410 amino acids.
AUGAGCGGCGCGCAACCUCGCUCGAGAGUGUCGUCAUCCACCAUCUCGGUAGAGAGACUGACCCCAAAACUCCAGCCCGCAAUCGACGGGUUAGCUAGCUGCUGCCAUAACCUUCCAGGGUCGAUUGAAGAAGCAUCCGAAGCCACCGAACAUAUCCUUCUCAUACACCAUACGCUUAUCGACGACCACCAACCCCAAGAGGCAAAGAGCCUCUUUCGUCAGCUCAGAGGGUUCGAACAUGUCUUAGGACUACUAGAACGUUUGGCAGAUCUAUACAAACCAGACACGAUAGGGGAUGCAGACGGGAAGCUACUUCUGUCAAUUAUUAAAGAUUCCCUAUGCAUCGUUGCGGAAAGCUUGAAAGAUGAUCCGGGAAACAAACGAUAUUUCGGCAAACGGGAUAAUGUGGCUGGAAUCAUCGCGUAUGAACGCAUCCUCUCAGGCCUGGCUGUCAAACUGAAUAACACCCAGGAUGUCGAACUCCUUUAUGGCGGCCUGUUGGCAGCUGGUCUGGGAAAUGAAACAAUGUCACAAUUCUUCUCAACUGUCAGGAAGAAGGCAGAGGACGCUGAGUCAAACACUUUGCUUUCGCUCUCCGAGCUGGUUAACCGCAGUCUGGGAACUGGGGAGGUAGUAGAAAACCCAGAAUUUUUCGGGCCGUUAUUGCGAUUAUGGCUGGCACAAACUGCUGAACAAGAGACCUAUCCAAUUCUUCGACUCUCGGUUCCACUAUGUCUUACUCGUCUUGCUUCAUUGUCCCAACGGAAUUGUCUAGCUCUCCAUUCCACAGGCAUUCUCUCUCCGCUCUUAACCCUUGUAACAGUACCUGAAAGAUCAAAGGAUGAGCUAGAAGCAUACUUGAAACUGGCCACAAUUUUAUGCCAGCAUGGCGUUAACUCCCUGCAGGAUGCUAUACAACUCUACCAAAAGGCCCAAAAGGCACCCCAAGUUUCCAGGUUCCUAUUAGAUGCAUUGAAGUCUUCAAAAAGCCCUCCCUGUGUGCACUUUGACCUUUCAUCCCAUGGAUAUAGCUCGAUCGAAUUGCCAACUUUGGGGAGACCAUUUCCCUCUAUUACCUCUAGUGGUUAUACUCUAACCAUCUGGGCACGAGUUGACAAAUUUGAACCAGACACCCAUACUACCCUGUUUGGUGCCUAUGAUGCUACACAGACAUGCUUCCUUUUAGUCUAUCUUGAGAAGGAUACUCAUAACCUUAUUUUGCAAACCUCAAUUAAGGGUGUGAGACCCAGUGUUCGUUUCAAGGCCAUGAAAUUCCUGCCUGGUCAAUGGUACCAUAUUUGCAUUGUGCAUAAACGGCCCAAAACGCUGUCUUUAUCCCGUGCACUUCUUUUCGUAAAUGGUGAAUUUGCAGAACAGCUCAAAGCGGAUUACCCGGUUGUACCAAGACUUCGGGUGAACCAGAAGAAUCCUCAGAUUCAAGCAUUUUUAGGAACUCCUCGGGAUCUCGCUGUUAGAGUUGGGAAAGGCGUAUCUUCCUCGAAAUGGUCACUGGCCUCUGCCAUUCUAUUUGAUGAAGCUUUCAAUGAUGACCUUAUUGCUGUGCUUUGUCAUCUUGGGCCUAGAUAUUAUGGGAACUUCCAGGAUUGUCUAGGCUCCUUUCAGACGUACAGGGCGUCUGCUACCUUGAAUUUACGCAAUGAGAGUCUCCAUGCUGGCAAGGAGGACCAGUCAGACAUUGUUUCCGUCAUUAGACAGAAAGGCAGCAUUUUGAUUCCCGAAAGCUCUGUCCUGCUCAAUAUAUCACCCACCUCAGUUAUGGAUGAUGAUGAUACCAAUAACAUUGAUGAAUCACAGUUGGUGAAAUCACUCUCAAAAACUGCUGGCAAGAAUUUAACUCAACUCACCAAGGUCAAGGGCAAUUCUAUUGUCAUCAAUGGAGCCGUUCCCGCAAUUAAUGAAGCUCUAACACAACCUCAUGGAGUUGCAAUACUCACGGGAGAUCCGGUGGUCAUUGUCCCGCAAUCUCUAGAUGAUGUGAGUUGGCGAAUUGGUGGGUGUGCAGGCGUCCAUCUCAGUUUGGUUGAGGCGGCAACAACCCGCGAAUCGCUUCAUCUUGCUCUAGAACUGCUCUUUGAAGCUGUACAGGACAACUGGAGAAACAGUGAAGCCAUGGAAAAGGAGAAUGGAUACGGUAUACUCGCCAUGCUCCUGCGGGAAAAACUUGGGUUUCCAUCGCCUGUGCAGAGUUCUCCUUUAAAAACAACUCCAGUGUGCAGCACUACACAAGAACGCAACGAGGCGUCUAUGGAGCUUCUACUACCAAUCCUCAGAUUUGUAGGGUAUGAUUUUGAGAACCCGAAAAAGUCUUUAAUCAUAAAUCCAUUGGCAUACAGGAUCCUAUUAAUAGACCUGGAUAUAUGGAGGCAAGCUGAUUUGCCAUUGCUGGAAAUAUACUAUUCCCAGUUCCGAACUUUUUGCGUGGAGAGUCAUUACCACAGGUUCAACUCAAAGCGGCUGUCCAGAAUGCGUGUGAUCAAAAGGCUUAUAGAAGCCCUGAAAGCGGAAAUUUUCACAACAGCAACUUUGAAACUAUUCGUGGCAGCAUUUAAGAGCUUAGUGGGUGCUUGUAUGACUGCGGAAGUUCUUCGUUCUGUAUCGCUGUUCAUUACAUUUUCCAUACACUCAGCAAAGCAGCGAGUGAACAAAACCAACAAAAAUAGAAAUACCCGUCUUGACAUACGGUCCCGACGAACAGGAAAUUUAUACCCUGAUCAUGUCCCAGGCUAUGUUUCAAAGGAACAAAUUGGGGUGGAAAUUUUGCGGGUGUUCACCGACGUCUUUUGUAACAGCGAAGAUACGGCCAGCAUCCAAAAAUUUGCCAGGACAGUCACUAAUAAGUGGCUAUUAUACCUCCUAUCAGAAGACAACCCAGAUGUAGUGAUAUUAGUCACGAUGAUUUUAUCUCGGCUGUUUAUUGUUCAUGGCACUGCUUACACCAAAAAAUUUGCCGAGAAGGCGGGUGGGUUCGUGGUGAUGCGGCACCGACUCAAAAGGUGGUGGAACUUAGCACCAUUAUGGCCACUAUGUUUCUCCAUCCUCUUUGGUCUGGAUCCGGGCUCGAUUAACUUGGAUAAAACUUCCGGUACCUCGGAUCUUCAGCGACUCUUGUCUUCCCCUGAGGCCCUCAAAGUGUCGUUUCCAGAGGUUCUGCCUGUUAUUACAGGAAUGCUCCAGCUUGGCUUGAAAGCAUCUGUGAUGCCUAGGAGUGGUUCUCCGUCCAGCCAUGCAGAGGAUGAUGAUGGCGUCACCCCGGGGCCUGUAUCAUCGGACCACGACAUUUUAAAAUCCGUUGUGGAUUUCCUGGCUCAUAUACAUGAAAAGUCUCAAAACUUUCGGGAUUUUACAGUGACAUCCAAUUAUGUAGAAGAACUCCUGCGAGCUUUAUACCCUGUAGUAGUUGGCUCUGAUAUAGUCAAUGCAGGUUUUGAGCUAGAGUCCAAUUCAGAAGGACUACGAUUUGGUGGGGAUUCGGUUACAAUUCAACCACUCCAGGGGCCUAGACCGAUUGUACGCACUAGUACAGUUGAGGGGACAGAUGCUCAAGAUAACGACAAUGAGCUUCACCGAUCGUCAUCAUUUAUCCUGGUAUCAUCAAAUAAAUCAAAAUAUUCCCCUUCUCCCGCCCGAUUGCAACAAAUUGUGACGCCUGUGCCUGAUGCAGCAAGCCCCCGUCCAAGCAAUCCUGUGGCCAACGAUAUCCUUGAUAUCCUUUUAGCCGUUUACACAGAUCAGCUGUUCGGACGCAAAGAGUUUCCAGGAUUGCAGUUGUUUGCCAGGAUACCUCCCGGGUUUGUAGAGCAUCAGAUAUAUUUCGAGUCCUGGAUUCUUAAAAACCUCCUUACACAUUUAGAAAAAAAGAUAUCGAAGGACAAGAAAGUGCUAACUGAACCUCGCGUUUUGAACAAUUUGUCUCGACUACUGUCAUACGUGGCUGAAGCCGUGUAUGGAGGAUGGUUUAUUGAUGGAGCAAUGGCUACGUUGAACUUUAUCGGCCCUGUUCUGGAAUACUUACAAGAGCCAGAUAUUGCUUCUUUGAAAAGCGUCCGGCUUUGCAGCCAAACGAUUGCUGGCAUCCGUUCGACGGUAUUUCGGACUGUACUCCUACGACUUUCUGCAGCUGAAGGAGAAAACGCAUACACCUUCCUACAACAGCUCACAUACUGGCAAACAGUCCUUUUGUCUCAUGAAGAGUCUCCCAACGAGCAACUCCAACUAAUAUAUUAUUUAUUAUACUCUAAAAUAGUGACGGAGAAAGAAAAUGUUCGCGUGGCAGCAGCAGGGUUGUGGAGAAUUACCCUCGUUCAAAAACCGUCAGAAACCUCUGCAAUUCUUGGUCAGGCUACUCCAUCGCUCCAUAGGCGGCUUUCAUUAGGCUUCCAAAAACUCGUUGGAAUGGACGAUGAUAGCUUUCUUCACUGGAUCGAUGACCAACGCGACGACCUUGAUUGCUUUUUCUUCGGUGCUCUGUGUAAAGGCUGGGAAAGCUUUGUUCGUGAUGAGAACACCAAAACUCAGGAAACGGCGCGGAUAAGAGCAUCUAAAAGGAAGGAAAAGUUAAAGCAGUGGACCCAGACUGAGUCUAUAAACGAAGAGAUCCUGCGUAAACAUGGCAUUACGUUUGGGCAUUGGACAGCCAAUAUAUCCGUGUCGGAAGGUUUGAAGCAUCAGCGAGCAGUCCAAGACCAACAGGAUGAUUUCAAUUUCAUGGCUUCUGCUUUUUCCCGGAUGUACACGAAUUUGAGGCGUGAGAAUGGCUUCCUCGCAACUCAAUCAAAGCAUAACUGGCGCCUGGACCAGACAGAGGGACGCAGCAGAAUGCGUUUACGUGUAACACCAGACGAUUCAACUGCCAAACGGGAUUAUCAGCCAAAAAGAAAAAUCACUAAUGAUACUCCUGAAAUCAAAUUGGAUAUUCGCACACGCCCUGCGCCCAAUAGUGAUAUGAUUAAUCUGUCACCUCCCACGAUUGUGCCCGACUCCGUUGACACGGAUUCUCUUGAUAACGAAACUGAAGAUAAAUCUGCCACUGAGGAUAGCUUUGAGCUGAUAGACGAACCAACGGGAAACGACCCUUAUGAAGAUAAGAAUCGGAAAGUGAUGAAAAAUCUCCAACGAGGCGAUCAAGUGCAAUAUGUUUGCAACAUCUCCCGCAUUAUUGGGCUUGAAGCUUGUGAAGGCCUGUUGAUAUUGGGAAAAAUCAGCCUUUAUAUAAUGGAUAAUUUUUUCCAGCGCUCUGACUGUGAGAUCGUCCAUGUGUCGCAAGCGCAUCCUGAUGAAAGAGAUCCUUAUGUUCGCGUCAUUUCUGGCAGAGAAUCUGAUGAUCGGAAACACAAUAACGGCGCCCAUAGAUCCAGAAGCUGGAUUUGGGCGGACGUCGUCAGUGUGUCGAAGCGCCAAUUUCUCUUCCGCGAUGUUGCCUUGGAAAUAUUCUUCUCUGAUGGGCGGAGCUACCUGUUUACUCUUAUAUCUGCCAAGCUACGCAACGAGCUCUAUAAUGAGCUGAUAUCCCGUGCACCCCAAAUACAUAGCAGUACUAGCUCAACAGAAGACUCAUGGCGCUUUGAGACUUUACGCAGUGAAGGGAAUAACUCACAGUUCUUUGGAUCAAAGCUUGUGAACGUCUUCAGCCAGAUGCCUUCCCACCCGGCAACACGAAAGUGGCUGAAGGGCGAGAUGUCAAACUUUCAUUAUCUGAUGCUUGUUAAUACGCUCGCAGGCCGAACCUUCAAUGAUUUGACUCAAUACCCUGUAUUUCCGUGGAUUCUUGCUGAUUAUACCAGUGAAGAGCUCGAUCUUACAAACCCAAGAACCUUCCGUGACCUUUCGAAACCAAUGGGAUGUCAAACGAUAACACGCGAAGCAGAUUUCAGGAGCAGAUACCAAUCUUUUGCAGAAAUGGGAGACGAAAAUGCUCCACCCUUUCACUAUGGGACACACUACUCUUCUGCCAUGAUCGUGUGUUCAUACCUGAUACGACUCCAGCCAUUUGUCAAAUCCUAUCUCCUCUUGCAGGGCGGAACGUUUGAUCAUGCCGACCGCCUGUUUUUCUCAAUCCCUGAUGCGUGGAACUCGGCAUCACGACUUAAUAUGACCGAUGUUCGAGAGUUAAUCCCGGAGUUUUUCUACCUGCCAGAGUUCCUCUCAAACUCCAACAACUAUGACUUUGGGAUACGGCAGAGCACAGGCCAAUCUAUUGAUUCUGUGGAGCUUCCUCCAUGGGCAAAAGGAGACCCAAAGAUCUUUAUAGCUAAACAUCGCGAGGCGCUUGAAAGCCCGUUUGUCACCCGCAAUCUACAUCAGUGGAUUGACUUGAUCUUUGGUGCCAAACAACGAGGUGAAGCGGCUCUGGAAGCCGUCAAUGUUUUCCACCAUUUGUCUUAUCGUGGCGCCAAAGAUCUUGAUAGCAUUGAAGAUCCCAUGGAGAGAUUAGCAACCAUAGGAAUCAUCCAUAAUUUUGGCCAAACCCCUCACCAAGUUUUCCAUAAGCAUCAUCCAGGGCGGGAAGAAAUCCAAAACAAGCCCAUUCGCCUGGACUCUUCUGCAGACUCAUUAACCCGUUUACCAUUUACCCUGCUAGAUAUUCAAGAACGAGUGGCUUCCCUAUCUUUCUCGGUGAAACAAGACCGCCUUCUUUGUGCAGCAGCAUUUCGACUCAACAUCCCCCCAACCUAUGAUAAGUAUAUGGAGUGGGGGUUCUCAGAUGGAAGCGUCCGUUUUUAUGCGGCCGAGUCAAGAAAGUUAAUUGGCCAUUUCGAGCAUGUCCAUAUCGGCCAACUCUCUUGUGCUAUUUUUGCCGAUUCCCAGACCUUGAUUACUGCUGGCACCGAUUGCACCAUAGCUGUUUGGUCAUUCACAUCGACAUCUCGAUCCGUUGACCUCCUGCCAAAAGCCUCUCUCUUUGGCCAUCGGUCACCAGUCACCGUCCUUGCUGUUUCACGGUCAUUUAGCACAAUUUUAUCUGCUUCUAAAGAUGGUCAAGUCAUGCUGUGGGAUCUAAACCGACUCGAGUUUUUGAGAGAGUUAUCAACUGGCCCGCCAGUUAGCUCAGAUGAUAACGUCCUCUCCUGUGCUUUCUAUGAAGGGGUUGGCAAUGAGUGGUUAGAGCGUGAAUUAUUUUUUACUGGCCAUCGGAAAGGACUGGUGAACGUAAGUGACCGAUUCGGCGCACACUUUCUUCCAUAUUUUGCUGAUCUAGCUACUAAUUGUGGAUAA